Canariomyces notabilis is the source of this 1357-nucleotide messenger RNA. RefSeq lists its product as uncharacterized. The coding region runs from base 293 to 1357 and encodes 354 amino acids. Lineage: Eukaryota; Fungi; Ascomycota; Sordariomycetes; Sordariales; Chaetomiaceae. The transcript is spliced from 4 exons. The record is from RefSeq and is a predicted model, not a curated record.
AGGAGGUGACUUAUUCGUUCUGGAUUUCAGCCAAUGCUCGGCAGCUGACGGUCCUACCUAUACCUAUACGAUACCAUCCUUCCUUUCGAGGUUGCACUUGCCCGAUUCAUUUCUGAAUGUGCUCAGGUGCCUUCCUUGACAUCCAGGACCUCGACCACGCCUACCUUCUGUUUCUCGUGAGCCCUAAGAAUCUCCCACAACGCCACAUUUUGUCUGGACCAUAAUCCUCCGCCUUUAGCAAUUGUCUCCCAUCGCUCAACCAGUCAACCCCCCUUCGCUCAGGCACGUCGCCAUGGCUUACGUCUGCCAGGAAUGUAAACUCGAGGUGGCCAACCGCGACGCUCUCGUGGCACACUGGGCGGAGCAGCGCGAAAAAGGAAAUAAGCACUUCCACUGCCCGGAUUGUGUGAUUCUCUUCCGUGACCCCAACACCCAUCGCCAUCCUGUCAAGCAGGAUCUUGCCUGCCCUGGCUGCCAUGCCCGCUUCACCAGUGCAGGCGGCCUUGUCGAUCACAUUGAGAGGAACCUCUGCAAGAAGAUCAGUAAUCAUCAAUUCGUCGAGCGCCGGGAGCAGAAGCUCGCGUUCGAGAGAGAGCUGCAGCGACGCGAGAAGGAGGCCUUGCCGGAGAGUCUCUCGCUCGCGAGCUUGACCCUGUCCGAAAUUGAGAAUGGACUCAAUGGAGUCUAUCAGCGCCCUCGAUACGAUUUCACAAGGCAUCUCUCAAGAGCAGCAGCUGGUGUCGCUAGUCAUAUUAACCCCAUGACUACUCGUCCCGAGUCAGAGGGUGUGAAGACAGGCCAAGGGCACCAGUUGGCUCAGGGGAAACGACUCUUCCAGAAUUCUCCGGCGGCGGUAGCACGAGUCCCUAAAAAAGUCGAGGUCGGUCAAAGGGCAGGCCAGAACACGGGCUCGCCAUGGCCAGAGCACGAUCCCCGAAAUCCAAAAUGGAAUCCCAAUGACUACUAUGUGAAGCACACCGACAAGUACAAGUGCCCACACGAACGCUGCCCCAAAUCCUUCCGGAACGGAGCAGGCCUCCGUGGUCAUCUUCUCUCAGAGGUGCACACAGGGCUCCUCAAGGUGCAGUGUCCCCGGUGUGCCAAGUGGUUCAACAGCAUGGCGGCACUCACACAGCAUGUCGAAUCACCAUCGGUGCGGUGCAACAUCCGGAAUACAGAUGGUUACGAUGAUUUCCUGGAUAAGCUCACGGCAGGCAUUGUGGACAGGGCCGGUAGUAACCCAGAUGGGAUGCCAAAGUUGACGGUUUCGGAAGGGGCUCGCACGGCGUUUGUCGAGCGUUCGGAAGAAAAGCAAGAAGACAAGGGCUGGGACGAUGAGUGUGAACCGUCCUGGUAA